Molecule: messenger RNA, 2690 nt
Organism: Rattus norvegicus (Norway rat)
Lineage: Eukaryota; Metazoa; Chordata; Mammalia; Rodentia; Muridae
Gene: Zc3h10
Product: zinc finger CCCH type containing 10
Biological process (GO): negative regulation of miRNA processing
Cellular component (GO): nucleus
Molecular function (GO): metal ion binding; miRNA binding
Source: RefSeq, a predicted model, not a curated record
UCUAAAGGCAAAGUCAAGGAAACGGGUGUGAAUGGGAUAGGUCAAAGAAAUCAAGAAAGGUACCUUUAUUCCCAAACGGAAACUAUGAACCUCUCCUAUUUGACCUGUAGGGGGAGCCUGAGUAUUUAGGGAACAUUUAGAAGAUUAGACACGUGUUAGCAGGGACUCCCAGUCUUACUUAGGGGUAGAGAGAAGGGAGGGCUAGAAUUAGGGCAGUGGAUCUACAUUCCAGACCUCUCUUGAGAAACAGGAGACUUAAAAAGCUUUUAUAGAGUCUAUAAAUAAAGAGGAUUUGUAUGGGGUAAGGAGUGCUAUGGUUUGAUAUUAGUCGGAGUGCAGUGGGGUGGAGAAUGGGGAAAGAAAGGUCACCGUUCCUGUGAAAUUAACCCCUUCCCACCUUGAGCAUCCCACAGUUUGUCCUAGGAUCUAGAAGUAGAAAGUUCAGGUCAGAGCUUCUUCCCCGAAAUGAGGGUGUUUGUGUGUGGAACAGACUGGGAGAUGAACAGGUUUAAGGAUGACCCUGUAACUAGUGACACCAGUCUUUUUACCAAGGGUUUCUACAAUUCAUGGAGACUUGCUGAGUUCACAUUGAAGAGGGAUUAAGGGAAGUUCUGUUUCUGGUGUCCCUUCAUCCACGAGUUCUCAGAGCAAAAUAGCCCAGUGUUCACACACCAACACCUGCUUUAGUUUCUCUCCCACGACUUAGAAGAGAGAAGUCACCAAGAGUGGCGAGAGAAGAAACAAGACCCUGAGCUGGGGGGAACCAGGAUGCCUGACCGGGACAGCUAUGCCAACGGCACUGGGAGCAGCGGUGCAGGCCCUGGAGGUGGUAGCAGUGAGGAGGCCAGUGGAGCAGGGACAGGCAGUGGGGGGGCCACCUCAGAUGCCAUCUGUAGAGACUUCCUGAGGAAUGUCUGCAAGCGAGGCAAGCGUUGUCGAUACCGCCACCCAGACAUGAGUGAGGUAUCCAAUUUGGGGGUAAGCAAAAACGAAUUUAUCUUCUGCCAUGACUUCCAAAACAAGGAGUGUAGCCGUCCCAACUGCCGCUUCAUCCAUGGCUCCAAGGAGGAUGAGGAUGGCUAUAAGAAAACAGGAGAGCUGCCUCCUCGGCUGAGGCAGAAAGUGGCAGCUGGGCUGGGUCUCUCACCUGCUGACCUACCCAAUGGUAAGGAGGAGGUCCCUAUCUGCCGUGACUUCCUCAAAGGUGACUGUCAGAGAGGAACCAAGUGCAAGUUUCGUCACCUGCAAAGAGAUUUUGAGUUUGAGGCUCGAGGUGGAGGAGGCACUGGAGGUGGAGGCUCGACAGGCUCUGCUCCCCCAGGACGACGGCAUGAUCUCUAUGACAUCUAUGACCUUCCGGAAAGGGGCUUUGAGGACCAUGAACCGGGCCCUAAGCGCCGGAGAGGUGGCUGCUGCCCUCCUGAUGGCCCCCAUUUUGAGUCCUAUGAAUGUAACUUGGCUCCGCUCCGUGGAGUGGAGUGCAGACUGCUCGAGGAGGAGAAUGCUCUGCUCAGGAAACGUGUGGAAGAACUGAAGAAGCAGGUCAGCAACCUGCUGGCCACCAAUGAGGUACUUCUGGAGCAGAACGCCCAAUUCCGAAAUCAGGCCAAGGUCAUGACCCUGAGCUCCACUGCACCCGCGACUGAGCAGACCCUGGCCCCCACCGUGGGCACUGUGGCCACUUUUAACCACGGCAUUGCCCAGACUCACACUACUCUGAGCAGCCAGGCUCUACAGCCUCGGCCUGUGUCCCAGCAAGAACUUGUGGCUCCUGCUGGAGCACCAGCUGCUCCCCCAACUAAUGCUGCACCUCCUGCUGCUCCACCACCCCCACCUCCACACCUGAACCCAGAGAUCACACCACUGUCCGCCGCUCUGGCUCAAACCAUUGCCCAGGGGAUGGCACCCCCGCCUGUGUCCAUGGCCCCUGUAGCUGUGUCUGUGGCCCCUGUGGCUCCUGUGGCUGUGUCCAUGGCUCAGCCCUUAGCAGGGAUCACAAUGAGCCACACUACUACUCCUAUGGUGACGUACCCCAUUGCCUCCCAGAGCAUGCGCAUCACAGCCAUGCCACACUGACAGGCCAAACGGACACUCCCUCCCUGUCAUAGCACCUGAGGGCUGCGGUCAGGGGCCCUUCCCCACCCGCAGAGCCCAGCCCUCCCAGGCUCUGUCCAGAGGACCACUCAGAAACUAGGACAAGAGACUACAAGGAAUAUACUCGGUAGGAGCGUCUCCUGAGGCAGGGUUGUGCUGCUGUGUUCUCCCCACUCUUGAGAGGGUCGUCUCCUUCAGGCCUCAACUCAGACAGGCUUGCACAGGCGUUGAGACUGAAGCCAGCAGAAAGGGCUAAGGGACUGUGUUUUCUCACAGGAAUUUGGGGGGGUGUCCCUGGUCUUAUUUUCAUUGUGAACAGCACAGAUUCCAGCACUGAUAUGGGAGAGAAAGAUUCCUCACCCAGAGAGAGCCAGGAAAGAUGGAGAAGUGAAAGUCAGUGGUCAGGAGCAAAGACCGCACGUGAGCCUUCAGAUGGUUUGGGGCCCAAAAAUACUCCUGGGCCCCUGGGGAGGCCGGGACCAUAGUACUCCAACCCAGAGUAGGAGAACACUCACUUACCUCGCUUGGCCUGGAAAUCUGUAGGGCAGUGCCCACUACUUUCCAAAGAAAUAAAAGAACGUUAUUUUUUAACAAAA